AUGGUUUGUCUGCAACUUUUAGAUCAAAUGAUCGUACAAGUGAGGCAAGCGGCAUUGGCAAUAGAUUAUAGGUGUCACGGAAGAUUAUACUGUUCUUCUUGUUCUUCAUUUUCAUUUCAUAUAUUUUAUUGCCUUUUUUCAAUAUCUCUGGUGUCAAUCCUUGUUUAACUAUUUCUUUUAGAGUGAUGACAAUAUCAAAUCUGCCACCAAAAUGUGAAAAAGCUAAUAUGUCGUAAUUUUGUGGUAGAUCAUUUAAUAUCCAAUUUACAAAAGCUGCGAGUGGAGAAUUACAAAUUAUCUUCUGAUCAACAGUUGUUUGAU
Messenger RNA from Meloidogyne enterolobii, 321 nucleotides. Lineage: Eukaryota; Metazoa; Nematoda; Chromadorea; Rhabditida; Meloidogynidae. The record is from the annotation of a GenBank genome assembly.